Molecule: messenger RNA, 270 nt
Organism: Lodderomyces parapsilosis
Lineage: Eukaryota; Fungi; Ascomycota; Pichiomycetes; Serinales; Debaryomycetaceae
Exons: 1
Coding region: 1-270 (89 amino acids)
Source: RefSeq, a predicted model, not a curated record
AUGAACUUCAUUAGGACCUUGGCCACUAGAUCUGCGGCAAAGUUUCAGGACGUGGUGAUAAUCGGUGGGGGUUUAGCUGGGCUCCCCCCUUUAUCGACGUUGAAUACCUCACCAAAACUUAAACAUUUGCAAUGCACCUUGGUAGAAGGGCAAUCGUUGGACCCUGUACGAGAGUUUGAAGUCAAUUUCCCAGAAAACUACACCAAUAGAAUAUUUUCAUUGACUCCAAAAUUAAUCGAAUUUAUGGAAAUAUAUAUAUUAACAGGCUAA